AUGACGGGGAAAGCCGGGGAAGCGCUGAGCAAGCCCAAAUCCGAGACAGUGGCCAAGAGUACUUCGGGGGGCACCCCGGCCAGGUGCACAGGGUUCGGCAUCCAGGAGAUCCUAGGCUUGAACAAGGAGCCUCCCAGCUCCCACCCGCGGGCUGCCCUCGACGGCCUAGCCCCCGGGCAUUUGCUAGCUGCGCGCUCGGUGCUCAGCCCGGCGGGAGUGGGCAGCAUGGGGUUGCUGGGGCCCGGGGGGCUUCCCGGCUUCUACGCGCAGCCCACCUUCCUGGAAGUGCUGUCCGACCCUCAGAGCGUCCACUUGCAGCCACUAGGCAGAGCGUCGGGGCCGCUGGACACCAGCCAGACGGCCAGCUCCGAUUCCGAAGAUGUUUCCUCUAGUGAUCGAAAAUUGUCCAAAUCGGCUUUAAACCAGACCAAGAAACGCAAGAAGCGGCGUCACAGGACAAUCUUUACUUCCUAUCAGCUAGAGGAGCUGGAGAAGGCAUUCAACGAAGCUCACUACCCAGAUGUGUAUGCCCGGGAGAUGUUGGCCAUGAAAACGGAGCUGCCCGAAGACAGGAUACAGGUGUGGUUCCAAAACCGCAGAGCCAAGUGGAGGAAGAGGGAGAAGUGUUGGGGCCGGAGCAGCGUCAUGGCUGAGUACGGGCUCUAUGGGGCCAUGGUACGACACUCCAUCCCCCUGCCUGAGUCCAUCCUCAAAUCUGCCAAGGAUGGUGUCAUGGAUUCCUGUGCUCCGUGGCUAUUGGUUCAAGAUGGCUUUCCCAGGCGCUUUUCUAAACCCGAAUACCAACAAUUCUUUUUAGGGAUGCACAAAAAGUCACUGGAGGCCGCAGCAGAGUCGGGAAGGAAGCCGGAGGUGGAGCGCCCGGCCCUGCCCAAGCUCGACAAGACGGAGCAAGAGGAACGGGCCCCAGAUGCCCAGGCAGCCAUCUCCCAGGAGGAACUCAGAGAGAACAGUAUUGCAGUCCUCCGAGCCAAAGCUCAGGAGCACAGCACCAAGGUUCUGGGGACUGUGUCAGGGCCUGACGGCCUCACCAGGAACGCUGAGAAGCCGGAAGAGGAGGAAGCCGUAGAGGAAGACCGGCCAGUGGAGAUGCUUAGCCCACCACAGCUAGAGGACAUGGCUUAG
This is a messenger RNA of Acomys russatus (golden spiny mouse), 1143 nucleotides long. It is a transcript of the gene Vsx2, whose product is annotated as visual system homeobox 2. Gene Ontology annotation, cellular component: nucleus. The transcript has 5 exons. NCBI's taxonomy places the organism in Eukaryota, Metazoa, Chordata, Mammalia, Rodentia, Muridae. The record is from RefSeq and is a predicted model, not a curated record. Bases 1 to 1143 code for a protein of 380 amino acids. Gene Ontology annotation, molecular function: sequence-specific double-stranded DNA binding; DNA-binding transcription factor activity, RNA polymerase II-specific. Gene Ontology annotation, biological process: regulation of transcription by RNA polymerase II.